AUGCCGUCCGGCUGCUCUCCGCUCCUCCUCCUCCUCCUCUUCUUCCUCCUCGGCCUCCUCGGACCCGCCGCGGGCUUCGAGCUUCUGCCGGACGAGGCUGCUCCUCGUCGGGCUCGAUUCUCUGCAAACAGCCCGACUGAUGUGGCCAGAUGUCUGAACGGAGCCGUCUCCGUCGGUUGUGGAUUCUUCUCCUGUCUGGAAAACUCAACAUGUGACACCGACGGGAUGCACGAGAUCUGUGAGCUCUUCCUCCAAUCAGCUGCCACCUUCAACACAGAGGGUAAAACCUUUGUGAAGAAGAGUCUUCACUGCAUCUCUCAGGGAAUCAACUCCAAAGUUUUCCAAACGAUCCGUCGCUGUAACAUCUUCCAGAGGAUGAUCGCUGAGGUGCAGGAGGAAUGUUACAGCAGUCUGGAUAUCUGCACUGUGGCUCGAACCAACCCGGAUGCCAUCGGAGAGGUGGUGCAGGUUCCAACACACUUCCCCAACAGGUACUACAGCACGCUGCUCCAGACGCUGCAGGCCUGUGACGAUGAGACGGUGGCGGCGGUGAGGACCGGGCUCAUGGCCCGGCUCGGCCCCGACAUGGAGACCUUCCUCCAGCUGGUCCAGAACAAACCGUGCGCCGCCGGCUCCGGCUCGGCCGCGUUCAACAACCCGUCCAGCUGGAGGAACAUGCCGGUGUUCAACAUCCAGCCGGGCUUCAGGGGCCGAGACCCCACCCACCUGUUCGCCAGGAAGAGGUCCGUGGACGGCGUGGAGGGGGGGGAAUAG
This is a messenger RNA of Anoplopoma fimbria (sablefish), 774 nucleotides long. RefSeq names its product stanniocalcin 1, like (gene stc1l). Gene Ontology annotation, cellular component: extracellular region. The transcript has 5 exons. NCBI's taxonomy places the organism in Eukaryota, Metazoa, Chordata, Actinopteri, Perciformes, Anoplopomatidae. The record is from RefSeq and is a predicted model, not a curated record. The coding region runs from base 1 to 774 and encodes 257 amino acids. Gene Ontology annotation, molecular function: hormone activity. Gene Ontology annotation, biological process: intracellular calcium ion homeostasis.